CUAAAGAGGAAAUCCCAUAUGAUCGCAGGCCACGUGGCACUAACUGUACAGUUGCUUCACGAACUAUCCCACGCAUCAUCCCUGUAGAUUGCACAUUGCACACCAUAGCCAAAAUCUCGAUCUCGCAAUGGAAAACGACCAGGGCGUUCUUGUUGACCUCUACGUCCCCCGCAAGUGUGCGGCCACCAACCGUUUGAUUACCUCCAAGGACCAUGCUUCGGUCCAGAUUAACGUCGCUGAUGUUGAUGCUAACGGUCGUGCCCUGAACACCUACACCUCGUUUGCGCUCUGCGGACAAGUGCGAUCACAAGGGGAGAGCGAUGACUCUAUCAACCGGCUAGCAACGAAGGCGGGUUUGCUCCGGAAUGUGUGGUCUUACCAAAAAUAAACGUUGUUAUGUUAGAGCGUUCGCCAUAUCAUCAUUAUACUUGCUCUGUUGAUGUUGUAAACUUGUGGGGUGAGCGCCUUUAUGCGUAUGUUGAGUGCAAGCGCACUGCGCAUGCGCGCGGAUCAAGCCCAUUUGGUGUUUAGCGAAACAAAUUGCAAGAUCUUGCCUUCUAACUUACAAGAAGGGUCUCUCAAACAGCCCCGCAGUCUAAUGCUAACCUCGUUGCAUCGUGCGCCACUGUCACGGUCGUUUGACUGACAGAUCCCAAUUGUUGUCUGUCCUUACCAGAAGGGGAAUAUUCAUCCUGGACGGAAUCUUCUUCAUAUCUGGUAAAAAGACCUGCUCAGGAAGAACGUUCUCUUCC
This is a messenger RNA of Suillus subalutaceus, 752 nucleotides long. Its product is annotated as ribosomal protein S21e. The coding region runs from base 128 to 388 and encodes 86 amino acids. Gene Ontology annotation, biological process: translation; endonucleolytic cleavage to generate mature 3'-end of SSU-rRNA from (SSU-rRNA, 5.8S rRNA, LSU-rRNA); endonucleolytic cleavage in ITS1 to separate SSU-rRNA from 5.8S rRNA and LSU-rRNA from tricistronic rRNA transcript (SSU-rRNA, 5.8S rRNA, LSU-rRNA). Gene Ontology annotation, cellular component: ribosome; cytosolic small ribosomal subunit. The record is from RefSeq and is a predicted model, not a curated record. Lineage: Eukaryota; Fungi; Basidiomycota; Agaricomycetes; Boletales; Suillaceae. Gene Ontology annotation, molecular function: structural constituent of ribosome. The transcript has 4 exons.